Anopheles coluzzii is the source of this 2006-nucleotide messenger RNA. RefSeq names its product putative aminopeptidase W07G4.4 (gene Dip-B). The transcript has 4 exons. Bases 311 to 1867 code for a protein of 518 amino acids. Gene Ontology annotation, cellular component: cytoplasm. The record is from RefSeq and is a predicted model, not a curated record. Lineage: Eukaryota; Metazoa; Arthropoda; Insecta; Diptera; Culicidae. Gene Ontology annotation, molecular function: manganese ion binding; metalloaminopeptidase activity. Gene Ontology annotation, biological process: proteolysis.
GACACUUCGCAGAAAAACGCAAUUCAGCACAAACUGUUUCCGUGCAUGUUUCUUUUUUUAUCGCGAGCAAAGUGAUAUUGGCCAAAAACGGCGGGAAACGCGGGCAUAAAAAACAUUGCCGGUGUUUAGCAAACCGACCAGAUUAAAGACAUCAAGUGUGGCUCUGGUUUGCAAACCUCUUCGGGACAGCUUUGGGGCGUGCGGACGACAGUUGAACGAAAUCAGCCGCCGGAGCAACAGCAACAAGCUAUCAGCAGACGGGAGCGAACCGUGCACGAGGAAACGAUAGCAGCCCUGUGGCACAAGCACAAUGGGCGUCGAAGGCUACCUUCCGUGCGAGAUUGACCCGGUGGAUAAUCUGGAAGUUGCCCUUAAUCGUGCCGCCCGCUGCGACACGCUGUGCGUGAUCGAUGAUGCCAACCUCCAUCCGGUGCUGGCCCGCGAAAUUGAACAGCAGAAAACGUUCGACGCCGGUAUCUGCUCCGAGGUGAGCUGUUUUCGCUGUACAGUUGGCAGCGAGCCGGUUCGCGUCGUGUACAGCCCCGUCGGCGAGCUGUCCGAUUUCGAUGACGUGCGCCGGUACGCGGAAGCUGCCGGUCAGGCGAUGAGGCGCGCACUGAAGGCCGGCGCAAAGUUUCCGCUGCUGGUAUUGCCCGCGCCCACCGAACGCUUCUCGGCCGCCCCACUGGUAGCACUGCUCGGUGCCCUGCACGAGCUGUACGUGCCGCUGCAGCUGCGCGAGGAUGUGCCGGCGAAGCGCCAACGGUACGCGAAGAUUGGCCUGCUGCAUCCGGACGGUGCACAGCGCGGACAGGAUCUGUUGCGCCAGGUGCAGUCGCUGGAGGCGGGUCGGUUUGUGGCGCGCGAUAUCGGCGGCGGCGAUCCGGAGCGUAUGGCACCGCCGCGCGUGGCCGAGUACGUGCUGCAGGCGUUCGCCGGCGGCCCGGUCAAGGUGACGGUCGUGGACGAUCCGCGCGUGUUCGAGCGCGACUACCCGCUGUUCCAGGCGGUCAAUCGGGCGGCGGGCACGGUCGAGCGGCACCGGGGCCGCAUCGUCUUCCUCGAGUACCGGCCGCCGAAGCCGGCCCGCAAGACGGUGGUGCUGGUCGGCAAGGGCGUGACGUACGAUACCGGCGGUGCCGACAUCAAGGCGGGCGGUGUGAUGGCGGGCAUGAGCCGGGACAAGUGUGGUGCGGCCGCCGUGGCCGGCUUCAUGAAGGUGGUCGAGCAGCGGCAACCGCAGGACGUGCACGCGAUCGGUGUGCUCUGCAUGGUGCGCAACUCGGUCGGCGAGGAGUGCUACGUGUCGGACGAAAUGGUGACGUCGCGGGCCGGGGUGCGCGUCCGCGUCGGCAACACCGAUGCCGAGGGUCGCAUGGCCAUGGCCGAUGCGCUCUGCCAGAUGAAGGAGCGCGUGCUGAGCGAGGGCCUGCCCGAUCCGCACCUGUACACGGUCGCCACGCUGACGGGGCAUGCGGUGCUGGCCGUCGGCAACAGUGCCAUCGUGAUGGACAACGGGCCGGCCCGUGCCGCGAACCAUGGGCCCGAGCUGCAGCGGGCCGGUGAGGUGGUGGGCGAUCCGUUCGAAAUAUCGGUGCUGCGCCGGGAGGACUUUGAUUUCCACCGCGGCAAAUGCUACGGCGAGGACGUGCUGCAGGCCAACAAUCUCCCAUCGAGCCGUACGCCCCGCGGUCAUCAGGGCCCGGCGGCGUUCCUGAUGCUGGCAACUGGGCUGGACAAAUGUGGCCUCAGCUCGGCCCAUCCGAUCAAGUAUUCACAUCUGGACAUUGCUGGCAGUGCCGGAGACGUUCCAGACACACCGACCGGAUCGCCCAUCCUGGCCCUGGCGCAGGCUCAUCUGCAAUAAAGCAAUAAAGGGUUAUUUUGCCCCUUGCCUCCUUCCCCAGUGUGAAGCCGGUGAGAAUUGGAUCUGGAAUCGAAUUUCCAUUACGUUUAAUGAAAUAAAGAUAAAGUCGCAAUUUGCGCUUCGGUGAUGGUUUAUUAAA